AUGGGGAGCUCACAGCAAGCUGGAUGGCGUGAGGUACCCACAGCACCCGCAAAUGCAAGACCUACUUGGAAAGUUGUCAGGAGGACCAUGUACACCAUUGUUCUGCUCACCAUUGCUGCCGUCACAGGAGCUACAGAGAACACCAGAGUGUCAGUGACAAUAGGUAACAGCUUCGUGCUCAACUGCCCUCCCAAAUCAAAUAUAAUUAUAGUAGCAUGGAAAAUAAGCCCCAAGAUUGGAAGCCCCUGCACCUUGGGAUACAGAGCUGAUCAGAACAAGACAGACAGAACAAACUGCAGUGACAGCAUGGACUGGAAAUUCAGACCAGAUUGGGAUCCUGCCCUUGAGAUACGGCAAGUGGGAAUAGCCCAUGAGGGAAAUUACACCUGUGAAGUAGUAGCAACAGAAGGCAAUUUCCACAAGACGUAUCACCUGACCAUGCUGG
This is a messenger RNA of Tauraco erythrolophus (red-crested turaco), 445 nucleotides long. Lineage: Eukaryota; Metazoa; Chordata; Aves; Musophagiformes; Musophagidae. The record is from RefSeq and is a predicted model, not a curated record.